AUGCCAGCAACUCCGCCCAUACAUAACCGGCGAAGAAAGCGUUAUAUUCUGGUGUACGGGGUGUACAUACACCCGAAGUUGAGGAGCCGCAGCCAUCAGCAGCAGAAGGACCAGCAGCAGCAGCAGCAGCAGAACCAGCAGCAGCAGCAGCAGCAGAAGCAGCAGAACCAUCAGCAGAAGCAGCAGCAGCAGCAGCAGCAGCAGCAGCAGAACCAGCAGCAGCAGCAGCAGCAAGAAAUAAAAGUUAUAAACUUCAUUUCUAUACACCCGAGAAGGGGAAAGCAGCAGCAAAUACUGCAACAGUUGAGGAGCCGCAGCCAUCAGCAGCAGAAGAACCAGCAGCAGCAGCAGCAGCAGCAGCAGAACCAGCAGCAGCAGCAGAACCAGCAGCAGCAGCAGCAGAACCAGCAACAGCAGCAGCAGAAGCAGCAGAACCAUCAGCAGCAGCAGCAGCAGCAGCAGAACCAGCAGCAGCAGUAG
Messenger RNA from Eimeria mitis, 480 nucleotides. RefSeq lists its product as uncharacterized. The coding region runs from base 1 to 480 and encodes 159 amino acids. Lineage: Eukaryota; Apicomplexa; Conoidasida; Eucoccidiorida; Eimeriidae. The transcript is spliced from 3 exons. The record is from RefSeq and is a predicted model, not a curated record.